Molecule: messenger RNA, 5153 nt
Organism: Porites evermanni
Lineage: Eukaryota; Metazoa; Cnidaria; Anthozoa; Scleractinia; Poritidae
Source: the annotation of a GenBank genome assembly
AUGACCGGUAAGUACUGUAUAUAUUAUCAUUGACGGAAAUCUUUUUGUUUCUUCACGCAUGGCGUUUAAGAUCGCAAUAACUUUGGCAACUUCUUUCGUUCCGAUCAGUAGAUGUAAUUUUUCACAGCUGUGAACUCAAUGUGUUUUCAAGAUGUGAUAUAGAUAUAUUCUGAGACAUUUUUGGCCAGUAACUUGGGAUUUGAAUUUUAGCCCAACAACCUGUUCCUCUUUGUCGAGAUAUAGCGUUCAUUAAUUAUGUAAGAAAAAUAACUUGCAUAUGCAUCUCAUUAUUAAAAUCAUUUCAGCAACUUCCUUUAUAUCGGCUCUUGGUUCGCGAGAUUAUUUUUAUUAUUUUUUUUUGGCCGUGGUAUGAUUUCAGAAUCAACUCAGCCGAACGUUUUCUACAAAGAGUGCAUUUCAACGCAAACGCCCAAACCAGCUGUCUGGGGAAAUUGUUUAGUCUGCGGGGAUCGCGGGACCGGGAAACACUACGGAAUCGUGGCCUGCGAGGGUUGCAAGGGAUUUUUCAAACGGAGCGUUAGAAGAAACUUGAGUUACAGCUGUCAAGGAGAUGGUGCCUGUCUAGUAGAUAAAAUGCACAGGAACAGAUGCCAGCGAUGUCGAUUAAAUAAGUGUUUGGCUAUGGGGAUGAGAAAAGAAGGUAAUUUGUGUUCAAGUAACUUUUAAAGUUGGUGUUUUGCUAUUAUGUAACCUAUGCUAAACUAGAACAUUGUAACUUUGAUAGGCUUACCUUGUGAAGUUAGGUUUACCGAUUUUAUCCUAAUUUGUCGCAGACAAGAAGAUGUUUGAAAAACUCAGUAAGCUUGUAAAGCAAAGCGUACUCUACUCUCAGUGCUUUUUACAUUCAGUUGUAGUAUAGUUUGUCGCUGUGACUUGCUGUUGGACAAACUCGUUUAUCGGCUGCUUGCGAGACAUGCUGCAGUGAAUGAAAGUUUUCAGUGCUUGUGUAAUGGGUUAUUAUAACUGUUUAUAAUCCCGAUAUCAAUGAAAGAUGUUUUUUCUUCGGGAAGCUAGUCGUCAUAAGUGGUACAGUAGUUAAAAUAAAGCAGGUUUAUACUCCAGGCGACAAGUCCAAGAGCAAAAUAAUAAGACCUAGCCUUGUUUUUUUGCUUAACGUCUUUGGUUAACGUUGCCGUUUUAAUUUCCACUAACGCGGAAGGAGAAAAAAGAAUGAAAUUUUGAAAGACCUACUUAGCGUUUCCUCGUGCAGAACACGCGAUUUUCUAUGGACCUGCUAAUUAUUGUCUCCCAGAUUAGUAUUACGGAGACAUGUUCUUAAAUGAAGAAGAGAUAUAGUUUGCGUUUCAUUUAUGAAUGAACUAAGAAUGAAAUAAAGUUUCUAAAUUCUUUCUAAAUGAUUGCAACUGAAAAUAUCCACCCCACAUGUUACAUUCGGCCAUAUUUUAAUUGUCACGUGCUGAGCCUCUUGUCGCAAACACUCGUUCCACGCACACGCGAUGUACAGAUCGUAUUAAAAUAUCAUGUGUCAUCAAACAUUUUAAAUAGACAUUACCCGAACAUGUUUUAACUGCCCCUGAAUCUCCUGUACAGAUUCGCGUAUGUUACCCUUUGAAUUAUAUAAUGUGGCAGCCGACAUUUUCGCUUGAUCACUACACAUCUGACUACGAGGGUCAUCGACAUCUUCCGGUAGAGAGUGCUAGAGAACUUUGCCGAUAUUGUCCGCGGAAGUCGAGCGCCCGGCGUGUUUGUGUUUAUCGUAGGCUGCACAGUUCUUGUUUCCGAUGCAUUCGCCUCUGCUGUGAAAAUAUUGUUUCAUGUGGUGUUCGUGACUCGUGUAACAAUGACUACUCAAAGGAACAUUGCACGUGUGGUCGUGAUUAUGUAACACGGUUAUUUACUUAUCUACGUUUCCGUUUUUGCAUAUAUUCUUCGGUGAAAUGUGUACGUAACUUUUCUAGAGCUGAUUCAUCCAUUUGUGAUCGCAAGGUCAAACUUCUAAAGAACGUGUUACAUAACUUGCAACCAGGCAAAAUGGAGCACCUGAUGGCAGAAGCCGUAGUGUGCUUCUCUUGUACUGAUCUUGGUGCCAUUUCGACUGGAAAGUGUUUUUCCUCUUCUAAAACAAAACGUGUAAAGAACGAACGAUGUACAUUUAACCUAACCCGCGCGGCGUGACUCUAAUCAGCCUCUAGGCAUCUACUCGGAAGGAAGUAAUAUGCAAAUCUUACGCCCCACUGAAACUUCAUAAUAUAAUAACAACAUACUACCGCGGAAACAUCGUGUCUCACGUAAAAAUGUGGCUAAACUUAGUGAAUCAUGGACCGGAAGGAUAAAUAGUUUUGACCUGACUAUAGAGCUCUCCCUUUCGAAACUGUAAUUUUUUUCUUUGUGGUCAGCCCGGCCCAGAGAAUAAUCUUCAGAAGCAAUUAAAUUAUGAUUUGAUUACCCUUACGUGCAGGAAACACAAUACGUGCUUAUUUAUGGUCUAUUUCUAUAUACAUAUUUCCGUUUUGUUAAGUCCUUAAACCCACAGAGUAUCUCAAGACCUUGUGACCGCACUCCGGUGCAAAUGGUUAAGUUACCUGGAAGCAAGUUUAGGGGGAAACGAGAAAAACGCCCUCCAUAAACACCGGAACCCACGGCCCCGCCACGAGGUCUUUCUCUUGGGCUGGUUAUGAUAGAUCAAUUUCGAUAUACCAAAAUUCAUACUUGGCUACACGGCUUAGGGGAAUUAAAAAAAAGAAAUUCAUUGCUGAACCUCAAGAUUAAUUAUUCUGUUGUAUUCUUCUAAUCCUCUCAGCUAGCUAAGUAAAAAAAACCCAAUAUAUCGAAAUUGGCCUAUUUUAUCGUAAUUCAUUUUAACCUGUGUCUUUUCUUCUCGCUAUAGCUGUGCAGUGUGAAAGAAAGCCUAUUUCUGCAUGCUCUGAAAAUGUCGCAAAUGAAAACCAUUCGCAAGUUUCGCCGCAACUGUCUUCUUUGAGUCCCGCUGCUUCUGCUUUUUGUCCGGAAAACUCAGAGCGGACAAGUCCUACUCUUCCAUCAACAACUUCAAACUCAUCUCAAGAAGCAGUUUCUGCGUUCCUCUCUGAAGAACAGCGUUACAUCAUCAGCUCAGAACAUCUCCAUUUUAAACUCAAACCUCCGACACUAGGCGUGUCUACAAUAUCCAUGGACUACGUCUAUGAAGUUGCCACGCGACUUCUCUUCCUGACGGUUGACUGGGCACGAAGCAUCCAGGCAUUUCGCAGUCUGGAAUGCGCUGACCAACUCGCUUUACUACAGAGCACAUGGUCGGAUCUUUUUAUGUUGGGCGUUGCGCAGUGUUCUAGUUCCUUUCCGCUGUCUCCAAUGCUUACACUUGCCGCUCUUCAUUUAGAAGAAAGUGAGAACACUGAAGACGAAAAAUCCCACGUUGCAAGGAAAGAAUCGAACAUGGUCGAGAAAUUACUGAUUUUGAAAGAACUGUUAUUCAGUCUUGAAAAGCUUGAUCUGGAUUUAGUGGAGUAUGCGUUACUCAAGGCUAUUGUGCUGUUUAAUUCAGGUAAUUAUCAAGCAUUUGUGUGUUGUUAGAGGUGAAUUUUUGUGGACAGUGCAUGGGCACGAAGUUCUUUCAUUAUUUUGCCUUUCUUCCAAUUCUUACUUUCUUGUGGAAUUCCGACGGUUAAAGUUCAGUCCUUCGCUGAAUGAGUAACGUAUUGCACCCUUGAAUUGCAUGACGUAAAAAGACUUCAACUCAAACCGAUUAAUUAACCGAAAAACUGUGUCCUCACGUCCAGUCUAAGCUUUCUUCAACGACCACUUGCGCUGAAUCCAUAAACUGUAAGUGUUCGUAACUGGUGCUGGUGGACCCCUAGAACUAGGCUCUUUAAAGCGACCUUGUGAGAAACGUAUUGCGAAUGAUUGCUUAUGAGAGCUUUUAGCAAAAAGCUUGGCACAUGUUGUUCAGUUGAUCACCCAUAAAAUCAGCAACAAAGUAAAAUAAAAGAGUUUCUUUUCCUACUUAUCACUUUCAAAGUAGAGUUUUGGUCGUGGUCGCGGUCGCUUAAUGUGUUGGUUGUAUACGGGAGCGGCCGCUUAAGAAAACUUUUCAUUUCAAAGCUUUAGUCACAUUUGUCGCAAAGAGCGCAUUCGCGGUAUGUAUACGAGCAUAGUGUCGAGGUAGACUCAUAAAAUACGUUUUACUUUAAUUGGGCGACGAGUAGUCCCUCAUUUUCUUCGACGUUUUGGGGGCGUGCAAAAUUUGCGAGCACGCGUGGAAAAUAGGGUACUCAGACUCGUGGGCUGUGAGAUUCGCGUUCACGCGUGGAAAGAGAGGUACUUAUUCUCAUAGGCUGUGCUUUUAUACACGGUUUUUCUCUUUCCGUAAAAAGUCGCCCUUUUAAUUGUGCUAGAGUAUUGUCAUUUUAGUCGCGAACUUGGUCAGCUACAAUUACCCUUUAACGUUGGCAGAUCUCUUCAUGUAUGUUCCUUGGCUCCCACAUAGUAUACAGGGCUCAAAGUAAUUUGCGGAGAGUCUUCGGACACCUUGACGGGCCAAAUUCUUUUUAGCUCGGUCACGUAUCGUUUCUGGCCAGUCAAAUUUCGGUCAAGUUUCAGAUAAAAUUUCCGCGAUACACAGCAACUCGGGCUACAUACUGAUACAACUGUAACAACUGAAUAUCAUGGAAAUGUAAAUUUAUUUCGUUUACAAUACGAUCGAAUGUGACCAGUCUACAUGAUCGGGAAAAUGAAAGGUUGACCGGUCAAUUCCCCAAUCAGUCCUGACUUUGUCCGUUGACCGUCCGUAAUUUCGAGCCCUGGUAUAUUUUAAAGACCCUAGAAAGGGAUGGUGGGGGGUGGGGGUGGGGGGAGUUUUAAGACAAAGUAUGUUUUUAGAAGUGAUUUAUCAUUAAUUUGCACGGUCAUUUUUUUCUUUUGUAGAUUGCCCAGUUCUGAAGAAUCCCAAACAAGUUGAGCAGCUACAAGAAAAGGCACACCGUUCUCUCAAGCAUUAUGUUGAGAACAUGCACCCCCGUAAUCCUGAACGAUUUGCAAAAAUCCUGCUUCGCCUGCCAGCCACUCGAAUGCUGACUCAGCGGGCGGCUGAAGAACUGUUCUUUAGUCCUCUGAUUGGUACAGUUAAGAUCGAGAGCAUCAUGAAGAAUAUCAUUUCAAAUUCGUUGUCAUUUUAA